Molecule: messenger RNA, 1664 nt
Organism: Syngnathoides biaculeatus (alligator pipefish)
Lineage: Eukaryota; Metazoa; Chordata; Actinopteri; Syngnathiformes; Syngnathidae
Gene: rrad
Product: Ras-related associated with diabetes
Exons: 5
Coding region: 145-1077 (310 amino acids)
Biological process (GO): negative regulation of high voltage-gated calcium channel activity
Cellular component (GO): plasma membrane
Molecular function (GO): calcium channel regulator activity; GTP binding; GTPase activity
Source: RefSeq, a predicted model, not a curated record
ACGACUAUAAUAAGAAUGGGUCGCGAGUCCCCGUGACGUCACACCUGCUUCUGUAUAAAUAAAGUGCGCGGCGGCCGCUGAACGAAAGAGACGACUGCGGGAUUCCUCAACCAGACGGCGUUGGAUUUAUUGGCAGCACCUACAAUGACUUUGAACAAGAGCGACAAAUUGCGGAGCAUGGACAAGAGGAGAGGCAGCACGCCCUUCCCCACGAACAUGGUCAACCUGCACCGCAGAAGCAUGCCGGUUGACGACAGGGACCUGCGCGCCGCCGCCGUGCACCCGAGCGGACAGAACCACGAGCUGUCCAAGCUGCUGCGCUGCACUUCCUACUCCCAGAACGAGCAGCACCGGGGCAGCUGCGCCUCCGACUCCUCGGACUCGGUCAUUUCCACCUGCAGCGAGGCCGACUCGCAAGUGCACAAAGUGGUUCUCCUGGGGGAGCACGGCGUGGGCAAGUCCAGCCUGGCGCGCGUCUUUGGCGGAUUCGAGGACGCUCCACACGACUGUGACGAAGCAGGAAACACUUAUGACAGAUCUAUUGUGGUGGAUGAGGAAGAAUCAGCUAUUGUGCUGUAUGACAUCUGGGAACAGGAUAACAGCCAGUGGCUAAAGGAGCAGUGCAUGAGGAUGGGCGACGCCUACAUCAUCGUGUACUCGGUGACGGACAAAUCCAGCUUCGAGAAGGCAUCGGAGUUGCGGAUUCAGCUGCGCAGGGCCAGACAGUCCGAAGAUAUUCCCAUAAUCCUUGUGGGCAAUAAGAGUGACCUGGUGAGGUCCAGAGAAGUGUCAGUUGAUGAGGGGAGCGCUUGCGCGGUGGUGUUUGACUGCAAGUUCAUCGAGACGUCGGCCUCCCUACACCACAACGUGCAGGACCUGUUUGAGGGCAUCGUUCGGCAAAUCCGUCUGAGGAAGGACAGCAAAGAGGAGAACGCUCGACGCAUGGCAAACUGCAGGCGCCGAGAGAGCAUCAGCAAGAAAGCGAAAAGAUUUCUGGGCCGCAUGGUCGCGCGCAAAAACAAGAAGAUGGCUUUCAGGCAGAAGUCAAAGUCCUGCCAUGACCUCACAGUUCUUUGAGAACUCCAUUGGACACAAGGACGUUUUUUCUUUUCUUGGCCUCGGAAGACCCAACGCUGUGUGUUUUUUUUAUUAUUAUUAUUUUUAUUUGAACACUAACUAAAAUGGACUAAUAGAGCUGUACAGAAAUAUAUUUUUGAUCUUCAGACACCAAAAGCAAAGUCAUAUCAUCUUAAUGGUGUUCACAUGCAUGAAGCUUUGCAUAUUUAUUUGAUUUUGUCUGCCUUCAUCCACAACAGGCUUCCCUUUGCCCCCAAAUAGAUUGCAAAGGUUGCCUCUUCUAUUUUGCUGAAAGGGACUGAUGUUCAAUUUCUACCUUGGAUGAUGCUAAAUGCAACAUACAGUACAUCUCAUUACGCACAAGGCCAUAAAGCAUCGCGCGUGUUCUGGAGUCAUCACAUUCACUUGCAGGCCGGUACGCAGGUUCGUGCCUCAGCCAAGUUAAACGAAGCAGCACCGUUCAGAGGAACCAUUGCAGUUGUUCUUUAACACCCAAGUCAUUGUGUGAAGCAGUAUGGUACAUUUGUCUUGUAGACAUUCGGGAUUUCUUUGUUUUCGAUACAUUUUUUUUCAAUAAACGAUCAAAU